Alternaria arborescens is the source of this 1092-nucleotide messenger RNA. RefSeq lists its product as hypothetical. The transcript has a single exon. Gene Ontology annotation, cellular component: extracellular region. Gene Ontology annotation, molecular function: cellulose binding. The coding region runs from base 1 to 1092 and encodes 363 amino acids. Gene Ontology annotation, biological process: carbohydrate metabolic process. Lineage: Eukaryota; Fungi; Ascomycota; Dothideomycetes; Pleosporales; Pleosporaceae. The record is from RefSeq and is a predicted model, not a curated record.
AUGUUCACCAAGGCCAUUUUCACCAGCGCUCUCCUUUCCGCCGUCUCGGCUCACCAGAACAUGCAUCAGCUCUGGGUCAACGAUGUUACUCCUGGUUACCAGGUCGGCAUCCGGAUGCCACCUUCCAACAGCCCCGUCACCGACGUAACCAGCGACGACAUUGUCUGCAACGUCAAUGGUGCCAAGGUCCCCUCCGGUGUUGAGACCGUUGCUGCCAACGAGGGUGACACCAUCAAGGUUCAGUGGGACCAGUCCGGCCACCCAGGUCCCAUCACCCACAUGCUUUACGGACCCGUUGACGAUGCUUCCCAGGCCACUGGUAUCGGUGCCGGAUGGUUCAAGAUUGACGAGCUUGACAACGUUGACGGAAAGUGGGCGAACGAGAUCAUGGGCGCCAACAACAUGACCCGCGAGUUUGCUCUCCCUACCGGUCUUGCCAGCGGCGAGUACCUGCUCCGUUCAGAGAUGUUGGCCCUUCACGGCGCUCAGACUGUCGGUGGUGCGCAGUUCUACAUUGCCUGUGCGCAGCUCAAGAUUACUGGUACCGGUAAGGAGGGUGCUUGCGGACCUACCAUUGAGCUUCCCGGUGCCUACAAGGCUGAGGACGACAACAUCUACAUCCCCAACGUCUACAACGGCUUCGACGUGACCACCUACAAGGCUCCUGGUGGCCCUGUCGCUUCAUGCGGUGGUGCCGGUGCUGCUAAGCCAUCUUCCCCUGCUGCCAACUCGACCGUCGCAGCUCCUACCUCUGCUGCCGCUGCGCCCACCUCUACCCUCGCCGCUGUCUCCUCUGUCGCUGCUGUUGCCGAGACCAGCUCCGCCGCUCUCCCUACCCUCGCCCCCGCCCGCCCCUCGAUGAACGCUACCAUCCCCAGCGCUUCUCCUGUUGCCCCUACCACCUUCGCCACUCUCCUCCGCCCUUCAUCUGGCAUCGCCGCCCCUACCGGUGCUGUUCCCUCCGGAACUGCUGGCGUUGCUAAGCUCUACUACCAGUGUGGUGGUGCUGGAUACACCGGCCCUACCACCUGCGAGGGCACUGCCAAGUGCGUCGUACAAAACGACUUCUACUCUCAGUGCCUCAACAACUAG